AUGCUUACAAGCAAUGAUAGAACAACCACUGACAAGACUCUUUUAACCAGAACUCAAACCUUCAGUGCUACAGGAUGGCAAGUAAACUUUAUCAAAAUCAUGCCUAUCAGCCACUACCAGAAUGGAUUCUGCAAAGUCAAAACAUUUGGCUUCAACUGGUUGGCUUUACUUUUUGAUGAAGCUCUAGAGGAACCCCUGCCAAAGAUUCCACUACAGAAAUAG
Molecule: messenger RNA, 222 nt
Organism: Sphenostylis stenocarpa
Lineage: Eukaryota; Viridiplantae; Streptophyta; Magnoliopsida; Fabales; Fabaceae
Source: the annotation of a GenBank genome assembly